Culex quinquefasciatus (southern house mosquito) is the source of this 1343-nucleotide messenger RNA. RefSeq lists its product as uncharacterized. NCBI's taxonomy places the organism in Eukaryota, Metazoa, Arthropoda, Insecta, Diptera, Culicidae. The coding region runs from base 855 to 1166 and encodes 103 amino acids. The record is from RefSeq and is a predicted model, not a curated record. The transcript has 4 exons.
UGCGGAACAAAAAAUCCGGAUUUUACCGUUUUUCGAUCCCCAAACCGUGUUGGCCAUGAACUGGGAGGACUUGUCCAUUCUAGUGCAUGGCCAACACGGUUUGGGAUCGGUAAAUAAACCUGAACAUCCUUCUCCAACUCAAAAUUCCCUUCUUCUCUGAGUUGCCAGGGCAAGGGCUUGUUUCUGAGAAAGUGGCCACUUGCCAUACAAUGGCAGUGCUUUUCCGGAAAUGCGCAUUGUGCUGUAUCCGCUGGGUUAGAAGCUGCCAGAGAGAUUGAUCAAAAACCCCCCAGCCCCCUAGGCCGAUCACAUCAACAUGGCCAUUACCGCCGUCGUUCCGGUGGACAACAUGGUGUUCCUGCAUACUUCACAGCAUCGGACGUGGCGGCCAGUUCGGUACCCAGAUUCUGCCAUCACCUGCACCGCCACAGCUAAAGACUCUGAAUGAUUACGCCAGAUCCUGUUGCAACCCGAGGAGACACCUAGCUGGACUGCCUCUUGGCCACAACGCUCACAAUCUGGAACAAUCGAUGAAGAUGUCCAGCGCCAUCGAUGAAACAACUUCAAGCUGUUUUUAGCAGCGAUGAAAAAGUCGACGCACAAGUCGUGGCGGUCACCGCUCACUCAUCGUCAAUGGCCGCGAGCUGUGCAACAUUUUCAACAAAAAGUUCGAGGGCGUGGUCCUAAUUCGUCGUGGAGCGGUCUUGCCACUGACGCCACCGGAACGAUCGCAGAGACUGGUUAGAGAAGGGAACGGUCGUGCGCGGUCCGCUAUCGAACAGCUGUUGCUCCAGCGGGCGGACGAGAUCGAGUUCGAGUUGAUUGUGCGGGUUGAUCCGGUCGCCCGCGAGCAAAUGGAACGAAGCGUCCGCUCUAACUUCCACAUUCCGAAGAUGAUUGCCGAACCGUCCCGGUCGCUGCUGGACGUCACCUCAUCGACGCAGCACGACAACGAGCAGCAGCACUACCAAGAGAAUGAGACUCGCCGGUCAUCGAGUGGUUGUUACAGCAAUUAUCGGCACGAUGCUCCCGAAGCGCGGUGCCACGGAAGUCCGUUGCGUUUUGAAAUCGCGCACAACCCAAACCGAUCAGAAAUGGCAGCUUCAGCCAUCGACAGCAGCAGCUCGGUUGUAACACGGCUCCCGGUAAGGAGAUGUAGUAGGUGAAACCGAACAUAUCGGCGUUGAUGAACUCAGCGAACAUGCUCGGAACCGCAAUGAUGAACCUGAGCCGUUUUUCGACCCGCUCUCGAUGGUGUACCAACUAUGAUGAUCCCCGGUGGGCAAGCGCCGGUUCCUGGCCCGUCGGUGGCACUGACAGCUGCCAACAUGCCGGCACGGCAG